AUGCUGCUAAACACCCAUCAGGCCCAGGCGGUGUAUGCCCCCGCCCAAGGGCGGCUCCAGAUUCUUGCUGGACCCGGUACCGGCAAAACCAAAGUCAUCGUGGCCCGGGUUGCCCAUCUCAUCGAUGAGGGGAUCCGGCCUGAAGAUAUCAUUGUGACCACGUUCACCCGCCGAGCCACCGACGAGAUGAAGGAGCGACUAGCUCAAAUCACGGGCCAGGCAGCAGUGGAUCGGCUCCAGAUCGGGACGUUCCACUCGCUUUGUUGGCGGUUUCUCCGCAAAUGGCUGAUGCGACACCGGGAGUAUAGUGUGGUGCUGGAACGCAACCGGUCAGCUUUGAUCAAGAGGGCGAUGGCUGAGCUUGGUCUUGUCAAGAAGAAGCGGUCUAACGAAAGUGGAGAUAGCGACGACCAUGUAUUUACCCCGCUGGAGUACAGUCGCUAUAUCUCCAAGAUGAAGAGUUUUGGCCCUGAAUCGCCCGAGUUUGACAGGGCGAAAGUACAAGAUGACCAGGCGUUAGUUAAUGUCUACGGACGGUACCAGUCGUUGAUGGAUGCCCACCGCUACUUAGACUAUGAUGACCUUUUAGUCGAAUGUUAUCGCAUGUUGAAACAGAGAAAUCAUCUCAAAAACAUCAAGCACGUGCUUGUGGACGAGUUCCAAGAUACAAACGACAUUCAGCUUGAACUCACAUACUUAUUCGCUCGAGGAGACGAGCUGGCACUGGGACACAACGUGUCCAUUGUCGGUGACCCCGACCAACUGAUCUAUAAGUUCCGCAAUGCCCGAGUCGAAAACUUUGAGCGGAUGAAAGAGCACUACCAGCUGCUUGGCGUGUCUACGGUGUGGUUGACGGUAAACUACCGGUCGACCCAGGGCAUUUUGAACUUCUCCGAGGAGGCGAUGUGUGCUCACUGGUCGAACCGAGAGAAGCGAGUGCUCAAGUCGCUGACGAACUACCUGUACAAGCCUGUGUUUCAGUGUGCUCGAGAUCGGUUUUGCGAAGCCAAAUGGGUCGCCAGCAAUAUCGAAGCGUUGUGCUCUAAGCUCAAGUUAUUCACUUACGGUCAGGUGGCCAUCAUCGUGCGCUUUAAUUACAUGGUGAGGGAGAUUGAGAACCAGUUGCUGAAGCAGCGUAUUCCGUAUAAGAUGGCCAACGGCAAGAAGUUAUGGGAACGGCCAGAAGUGGUAGCCCUCAUCGACUAUUUCGUCCUCAUAUGUCGCGACGACCCGCUCCUGUUUUUGGCGUUGGCUGAGUUGAAACGUGGGAUCGGCAAACAGCUGGUGGACCAGAUAAAGCUGAUGGUGGACCAGAUGACCACCGCAUCAUCACAAUCGCUGUUUUCGCUCGAGAAAAUUGAACAGAGAUUGCCGCAUAAAUUGAGUAAAAAGCUCCACUCGUUGUUUCGAUUCAUUGAGGAAGCUCGACGUAUGCUUAAAGAAGAGAAGUUUGAUCCUCAUAAGUUCUUCACGUUUGUAUUGGACAAGCUGGGAAUCCGUCGUGAUUUCAACGUUGACGAAGCUAACGACGACGACGAUAUCAAAAUCACUUCAGUGGUAAAGCUUGAGCCCAGCGAUACCGAAGAAGACGACGAUAAGGAAGAGGAAGAGACUAAACGUCGCGACCGCAUCAGCAGCCACUGGGACCAAGUGGCGCAGCAGUUCCUCGUUUUCGAGCCCGAUCCCAUCCUCUUGGAGGACUUUGACGAUGAUUUCCUCACCCAGUUCCUCGAUAGCAUUGGCCUCUACAUGAUGGCGGAGGAAGAUGAAAAACAGCCUAAAGUUACCAUUACCACCAUCCACGGGGCCAAAGGAUUGGAGUGGCCCGUGGUAUUCAUUCCGGGGAUUGUUGACGGCAGUUUCCCUCGCCACAGCAACGCCGAAGAGCUAGACGAAGAGCAGCGGUGUUUCUACGUUGCGUUAACUCGUGCCAAGUCAUUACUCUACCUUCUGGCCUAUGGGGCCAAGCGCCAAGAGGGAGACCGCUACCCCAGUGGCCCGUCACAGUUCCUAGACCUGAUGAGCGAGUUCUACUCAGAGACGAUUGAGGCGUUGGAUGACCCGCUGCAGUUGUGCACUGCGCUCGGGUGUCCUGUUCCCAAAAACGCCGACGAAUUGGUCAAGUCCAUCCACGAGUAUAAUCGCAGUCUCUGCUUGGAUAAGGAUAUCGAGAACAACCGCUUCAUCACCGCUGGCUCGUUAGUGGGGUCAAAACAAAGGGGAGGUAACCGCCAACAAUGGUGGAACCGCAGCGGCUCAUUCAAAGGGUCUAAAGCACCCCCGGGCAAAGCCAGCCGCAGUCUGUCGAUGACGGAAAACACUAACAUCGCCCCCGUGGCUCCAGGAAAGGCUCCCACCUACGUGUACCAGCGUCCGGUGCGGCCUAAGCUCGCCGGCCGGUCAAUCUCUCGCGCCCCUCGCUAG
Diutina rugosa is the source of this 2424-nucleotide messenger RNA. Its product is annotated as DNA helicase. Gene Ontology annotation, cellular component: nucleus. NCBI's taxonomy places the organism in Eukaryota, Fungi, Ascomycota, Pichiomycetes, Serinales, Debaryomycetaceae. The coding region runs from base 1 to 2424 and encodes 807 amino acids. Gene Ontology annotation, biological process: recombinational repair. Gene Ontology annotation, molecular function: DNA binding; ATP binding; hydrolase activity. The record is from RefSeq and is a predicted model, not a curated record. The transcript has a single exon.